Messenger RNA from Myxocyprinus asiaticus (Chinese sucker), 1346 nucleotides. It is a transcript of the gene hwa, whose product is annotated as huluwa. The record is from RefSeq and is a predicted model, not a curated record. Lineage: Eukaryota; Metazoa; Chordata; Actinopteri; Cypriniformes; Catostomidae. The transcript is spliced from 3 exons. The coding region runs from base 1 to 882 and encodes 293 amino acids.
AUGUCGCAGCUGGGAUCGGCUGUGCCCUCAACAAACUUACCUGAGGGCCUCCCGGUGUCCAGUUUGGCCCUUUUGAUCCUGGUUCUGAUUCCCUGUGUGGUUCUGCUGCUGCUCCUCAACUGCCUGUUCGUGGGUUACAAGCUCUUUCUGUUGACCCGGAGGAAGAGAGUGCGCUGCGGGUCCGAAAUCUCGCUCGUGCACUCAACUCAGAGAAUCACGCGCUUCUCUGACGAGCCUCUCUUCGGUCCAAACAGAAAGACCAACUAUGUUUCUGUGUCGGAACCGGUGCUGGUGCCACCCGUCACAUCGUCCCUGACCUCAUCGGCCGAGAGAAGGGCCACCGGGCAACGCGGAAGGUUUCUACGCCCGGAUGGGGCAACGCACCCCUGGUCCGGGUCACUGCGCUUGGCAAACUCGCGCUCCUGGAGGAAAAGCGCACCUGUUUUGCUGCAGUCCAGCGAUUCGGAGACGGAGCGAAUUAACACGGUGCCACCGAAUUCACCCGCACUGCGCGUGACUCCAAACGGGUUCUCAGUGCCAAUGACUUCCAUGCGUAGAAGCAGCACUAUGGAUCUGGAGAGUGCUUCACUGGAUAAGAUCCACAUGGUGUGUGAGUCUGCCAGCAGCAUCCUGCCGGAGAACUCCUGUUAUGUGCCGUCAUCAAGCCUUUCUGCUGGAGGCCCAGGACUGGACAGUGAUUUUGGAGCCAGUGCAGGUGUGUCUCUACGUAUCCUUUCUAUGGACAGUGAUGGUUUCCCAGGCUCUGCCUGGGCGUCCGCUCUGGAAUGGGAUUACUAUGACCCAAGUUACGUCACCCAAAACCACAUCCCCAAACACAGACACCACGCACCUCCCAUCACUACCAAACAGUACUGGGUCUAGAGCCUGUGCUCCAUAGAGAGGAUGGAGAACUCCAGAACAGCCUUCUGAAACAAGACUCAAUUCAGCCAUACUAAUUCUAGAACUUCAGUUGAGUCUAGAUUUAUUUGGUCUGGGUUUAGUGCACUUAAAAGGUCCACUUGCUGUUUUAACUGCAACACAUCACUUGUAAAAUCACACACAAUGAAAAAAAGAUGUUCACAAUCACAGCAUAGUUCUGCAGCUUCGAAAGUUGUUUAAAAAUGUGUUUACAGAAUCACUCCACUUUUCUCACUUUAGGACACGUUUACUCAAGUCACAUUUUGCUGUGGUCUUAAAGGACUGUUUUUAUAGAUGUUAUGUAUUUAUUUCACAGCAUUUGACACCCUACGUUAUUUAUAUUUAAAGUGUUUAUAGAAGCGCCCAAUUUGUAUAAUAAAGUUUUAAAAAACAGGCUCUGGUUUUAUUGCUUGAGGCAAAAUAUCAGA